AUGCAGGAGGGCGAGGCGGAGGCCACGACCGGCAAGCGUGGCAGAGGCGGGAAGGCUACCGGCGGGCGCGAGGCCAAGAGGGAGCUGGCCGAGAAGACCGAGGAGGUGCGCAAACUGAGGGAGGCGCUGCGGAAAGAAGGGCUGGAGGUGACCAAGUACAGGGGCCAGGUCCAGCGGCUGUCACGAGAGAACACGCUUCUACGGACGGCGCUUGCUCACGAUGACCGUGAUCCGCAGCUCAUGAUCUCCUUUCUCAACCAGGAGCUCGCCGAUCGCGAGGCGACGCUGUCGGCGACGCAGUCAAAGCUGUCGGCGUCGGCGUCGGCGUUUGAGGCCGAGCUUGCCGCGGUGGCCCACAAGUACGAGGCCCGCAUUCUCGAGCUCGAGUCCGAGCUCGACUCGGCCCACUACGAGUACGAACGCCUGGAGGUCGAGACCAUCGAGCUUCGCGAGUUCAAGGCCUCCAAAGACUUUAUUCUAGAGGAGCUGGACUCGCUGCAGGCCGAGCUCCACGCCUCGCGCAUGGCCAACAUCGAGUCGCUCGCCGACCAGGAGGCCUCGCUUAAUGCCCAGGUCGAGCAAGCUGCCCAGCUCUACCAGGAUCGCCUCGAGCACCUCGAGCAGAGGGCAAAGCAGGCGACGCUCGAGGUCAUCUCGCGCGAGACCCGCCAGAUCGUCCGCGACAACCGGCGCAUGGCCAACGAGCUCAAGCUCCUCUACGGCGUACUCGACGACACCGGCGCUCGCCUCAAGCGCGCCCUCGCUCGUGAGUCUUCCCUCCGCAACGACUACGACGAGCUUCUGCGCCAUCUACGUGCUCGCGGCUUGCCACUGCCGGCACGCAGAGCCCCAUCGCCCGAGGCGGAGCCGCCGGCCGCAGACCUCCCCCACCAGGGCGAAGGCUCCAACACGGUCGGCGACUCACUUAUUCUUCCCGAGGUUCAGCGCAUCAUCGACCAGGUCGAGGCCCAGGCUAGCACCGUGCUCGCCGAUCUCGGCCUCGAGUCAACUCCCGAGUAAAGGUAGGAGG
Thecamonas trahens ATCC 50062 is the source of this 1030-nucleotide messenger RNA. RefSeq lists its product as uncharacterized. The record is from RefSeq and is a predicted model, not a curated record. The transcript is spliced from 2 exons. Lineage: Eukaryota; Apusomonadida; Apusomonadidae. The coding region runs from base 1 to 1020 and encodes 339 amino acids.